AUGUCAAGACUUGGGCGUGCAUGUCUGGAUGGCGAAAUGGGCCUCGUCAACCGGUACCGGGAGGGUAUCAAGUGGAUGAAGCGAGCAGCAGAGUCUGCAGACCACCAAUACAACUCUGCCCCGUAUGAACUUGGUCUGCUCCAUGAAACUGGAUACGGAGAUGACGUUUUCCAAGACGAAGCAUAUGCCGCGCAACUAUUUACCAAAUCCGCAGAGUUAGGCCAUCCCGACGCGGCUUACCGACUAGGCGAUGCUUAUGAACACGGCAAGCUUAACUGCCCUGUUGAUCCCGCGCUGAGCGUACAUUUCUAUACUUGUGCUGCGCAAUUGGGACACGCCCUGGCGAUGAUGGCGUUGUGUGCGUGGUUCAUGGUUGGCGCGGAGCCACUGCUUUCAAAAGAUGAAUAUGAGGCAUAUGAAUGGGCUAAGAGCGCUGCUGAACUAGGACUUCCAAAAGCACAGUAUGCCGUUGGCUACUUCACAGAAAUGGGCAUCGGAUGCCGCCGCGACCCCCUCGAAGCCAACGUCUGGUACGUCAAAGCAGCCGACCAAGGCGACGAGCGAGCGAAACACCGUAUCGCGGCAAUCCGAGCAGCAGCAUCCGGUGCUGAUCCUACGUCCGCGGCGUCGAAGCGGCGAAAUAAAGGAGGUCAGCAGACUGGUUCUCCAGAUGACAAAAAUGGAAAAAACAAGAGAUUCAUGAUAUUUUGA
Molecule: messenger RNA, 711 nt
Organism: Histoplasma mississippiense
Lineage: Eukaryota; Fungi; Ascomycota; Eurotiomycetes; Onygenales; Ajellomycetaceae
Exons: 3
Coding region: 1-711 (236 amino acids)
Molecular function (GO): protein binding
Source: RefSeq, a predicted model, not a curated record